Messenger RNA from Phragmites australis (common reed), 529 nucleotides. Its product is annotated as defensin-like protein CAL1. The transcript has 2 exons. The record is from RefSeq and is a predicted model, not a curated record. Gene Ontology annotation, biological process: defense response. Bases 198 to 443 code for a protein of 81 amino acids. NCBI's taxonomy places the organism in Eukaryota, Viridiplantae, Streptophyta, Magnoliopsida, Poales, Poaceae.
CCUACUCAGCUUUGCCGUUCCAAGUAUUGGCGAAAGGAAAUGGCGGAUUAGGAUUUCGAACCAGCGCUCUAAGCCCUAUAUAAACCCCUACCGUCGCCGUCGCCGUCGUGCCAAUCAGUCCAGUCGGAAGUAAUAGUAGCAGCACAUAUAUACCCAGUCACUCCCGUGUGUCAAAAGCAGUCCGAGUAGGCAGCGAAAUGGCUUGGACCUCCCGCCGCAUGGCCGCAUCCGUCCUCUUCUUCCUGUUGCUCCUCGUCACCUCAGAGAUGGGGACGACGAGGGUGGCGGAGGCGAGGCACUGCCUGUCGCAGAGCCACAGGUUCGUGGGGGGCUGCAUGAGGGAGCGGAACUGCCGGCACGUGUGCAACACGGAGGGCUUCCCCUGGGGCGACUGCCGGUGGCACGGCAUGGAGCGCAAGUGCUACUGCAAGAGGCUCUGCUAGCUGCAUGUACGAUCUGCCAGCAAGACUGCACGGCCUCGCUAGGACCAUCCCAUUAAUCUGCUGUUGCGUACGUGGUCACUGUCGCA